This is a messenger RNA of Gossypium raimondii (Peruvian cotton), 944 nucleotides long. Its product is annotated as pollen allergen Cro s 1. Bases 76 to 756 code for a protein of 226 amino acids. The transcript is spliced from 2 exons. Lineage: Eukaryota; Viridiplantae; Streptophyta; Magnoliopsida; Malvales; Malvaceae. The record is from RefSeq and is a predicted model, not a curated record.
ACUAUAAAAGUUUAUCAAAGUUCAGGGUAUUAAAUCAGAACCCCAAAAAGAGAGUUAUUUGAAGAGAUUAGAAGGAUGAAAAUGAGUUGGUUUUCCUUAGUACCGCUGCUGCUUAGUUUAGCAAUCAAUAAUCUCUCAGAGGCUAGCCAUGGACAUAAGCUACGUUCUGCUGUUGUUUCUGGAACUGUAUACUGUGACAUUUGUUUCCAACAAGAUUUCUCAAAGGCCCAUCACUUUAUUUCAGGUGCAUCAGUUGCAGUGGAAUGUAAAGAUGGGGAUUCGAGGCCGAGUUUUCGACAAGUUGCGAAAACCAACGAGCAGGGAGAAUUCAAAGUUCGUUUGCCAUUCUCAGUUACCAAACAUGUGAAGAAAGUCAAGGGAUGUUCAGUGAAACUUGUGAGAAGCAGUGAGCCAUACUGUGCAGUGGCCUCAUCUUCAACAUCAUCAUCACUCCAUCCCAAGUCAACAAAGCAAGGAACUAAGGUUUUCUCAGCUGGGUUUCUGAGUUUCAAGCCAUUGAAACUGCCAAAUCUAUGCAACAAAAAACCAAGUGUUGUUGCAGACUCUAAGGAAUACAACACCCCACACACCUUGGAUUUUGAGCAACCAAACUAUCCCAUAUUUCCACCUCCGCUUGAAGACCCUGCAACACCACGGCCAAGCCCACUGCUUCCCAAUCUCCCACCAUUACCUCAACUCCCCCCUCUGCCACCCCUUCCAGGGCUCCCUUUUCCACCCAUUCCUGGAAGGAAUUAGACAACUAAUUCUCUGAUAUUAAUUAAUGGGUAUGAAAUGGCUAUUGAAAUCACUUCUUACUUUCUGUCCUACUCCUAUAUGAUAUUAGUUCACUAGUUUUCAUGUAAUACUCUAUUUCCAUUCCCUUUGUCUACCAGUUGAAAGUUAAUGUGGUCUAAGCAUUCAAUGGAGAAUCUUGAUCUGAAUAA